This is a messenger RNA of Dioscorea cayenensis subsp. rotundata (Guinea yam), 1570 nucleotides long. RefSeq names its product plant UBX domain-containing protein 10-like. Gene Ontology annotation, cellular component: endoplasmic reticulum. The record is from RefSeq and is a predicted model, not a curated record. Gene Ontology annotation, molecular function: ubiquitin binding. NCBI's taxonomy places the organism in Eukaryota, Viridiplantae, Streptophyta, Magnoliopsida, Dioscoreales, Dioscoreaceae.
ACAAGUUCUUUGUCUUCUCGUCGUAGGGCACAACGCAGAGGAUCGCAAAGCUCAUCAAUGGCGGACUUGAGCCGGGAGGAGAAGCUCGCCUACUUCCAAUCCAUCACCGGCCUCCAAGACCUCGACCUCUGCACCGAGAUACUCGCCGCCCAUGGUUGGGAUCUCGAGCUCGCCAUCACCAGCAUCACCUCCACAGUCUCCCCCGAUGCCCACUCCCAAAACCCUAACCCUAGCUCUUCCGCCCCACCCACUGGCCUUGAUCUCGCCGCCUCGGCCUCUCCCGGCCUCGCUUGGCGCCUUGCCACUCUCCCCUUCUACGUCGUAUCCGGAGGCGUUGGCCUCGUCGCUGGCGCCGUCGGUCUUGGCUUCUGGGUUGCCGGAGGGCUUCUUAAUCGCUCCCUCAAUCUAAUUGGUCUCCUUCCCCGCGAUCAAGCCGCCGCCCACCCCCUUGUCCCCUUCUCGCCCCCGGCUUCUGAGGCCGAUGACUUCGUCACCGCUUUUGGGAGAGAGUAUGGUGCUGGCGCUCCUGCGAAGCCGGAUUUUGUGUCGGAGGGGUUCUCUGAGGCCCUUCGACGGUCACAGAGAGAAUUCCGACCGCUGUUCGUUUACCUUCACUCGCCUGACCAUCCGGACGUGCCUGCUUUCUGCCAUGGGUGCUUGUGCUCAGCCCUCGUUGCUGAGUUUCUGAAUGAGAACUUCGUUUGCUGGGGAGGCAAUAUCCGGGGAAUCGAGGGUUUCAAUAUGAGCAACAACUUCAGGGCGUCGUCCUUCCCCUACUGCGCCAUCGUCUGGGUUGCUGGAAACCAGCAGAUGGAGCUUCUUGGGCAGAUUGAAGGUCUAAAAUCUCCAGAAGAAAUGCUGGUUAUUCUUCAGCAAGUGGCUGAAUUGAGUACUCCAACUUUAUUGGCUGCAAGGCUUCAGGAUGAGGACAGGAGAGAUAACUUGCGUUUAAGAGAAGAACAAGAUGCUGCAUACAGGGAAGCACUUGAAGCUGAUCAAGCCAGAGAGCAGCAAAGGAAAAAGGAACAAGAAAUCUUGAAAAUGGCAGCUGUUGAAGCUGAGAGAAAAAGGAGGGAAGAAGAGGAGGCGCAGGUAAGAGCUGCUCAUGAAGCUGCUGAGAAAGAAGCUGCACUUGCCAAACAACGGCAGGAAAAAGCUUUGUCAUUGGGUGCUGAACCUGAGAAAGCGCCUGACGUUACACAAGUUCUUGUGCGAUUCCCAACCGGGGAACGCAAGGAAAGGAGGUUUCAUAGUUCAGCAACAGUCAAGUCUCUCUAUGACUUUGUUGAUUCUUUGGACAAUAUGAACCUGAAGAACUACAGGCUUGUUUCAGGCUUCCCCCGCAUCUCCUUCGGACCUGAAAAGUACUUUCUUUCUUUGAAAGAUGCAGGAUUGCAUCCCCAAGCCAGCCUGUUUGUCGAGGCUGAGUGAGUGAUAACCGCUUCAAUUACCUGGAUUUUAAAACCAAAUCUAUGAUUUCUUUUUCUUUAGAAUAGAAUUUUGGUUUGCAUUUAUACUUUGCACAGAUCUAGUUGAUGACUGAUAUGAUUCGUUAAAACUAUUACUUCCA